UUCAACGAAAUUUAUGGGAGCAUCAUGGAUAAUCUGGAAUAUGUCGUGCUGUUUGAUGAUUUUCUCUCCUCGUCCAGUAGCAGUGAUGACAUGCUUGAUGAUCCUCAUGGAGAUUUCAUCAUUGAAGAUCGUCGUAAUCUAAGAAGGAUUCCUCGGGUCGAGAAUUUCAUUGAGACUGUUAUUGUCAGAUAUACAAGCGUGGAAUUUCAACAAAACUUUCGUAUGGAUCGCACUACUUUUGAAUAUCUACUUUAUUUAAUGAGACCAGAUUUGGAUGGAGAAUUACGUGAAUUUGGAGGAGUCACUAUUAAUCCUGAGAGACAAUUGUAUAUUGCUUUGUACGUACUAGGAACUCCGGAUUCUUACAGAUCAGUAACCACAAAAUUUGACGUGGGCAAGGCUACUGCUUGGCGUGCUGUUAAAAAAGUCGUCAGGGCUCUUUGCCAAAUGGGAAACUAUUUUAUUCGAUGGCCAUCUCGUGAAGAGGCUCGGAUCGAGCGAAAAUAUAAAUUUCCUGGAGUUAUUGGGGCAGUUGAUGGUACCCACAUAGACAUUGCAGCUCCGAAAACAGAUCCUCAGUCAUACAUCAAUCGUAAAGGAGUUCAUUCAUUACAGUUACAGGUGGUGUGUAAUGAUAAAUUGGAAUUCAUUCACUGCUACGCAGGUCUUCCAGGGUCGGUACAUGAUAUGCGCGUUUUCAUUUAUUCGGGUGUACAGCAACGGUGUACGGAGGAGUAUUUUCCAGAAAAUACUCACCUUUUAGGUGACUCUGCUUACACAUUGCAGAAAAAUUUAAUCGUCCCGUAUCGUAAUAAUGGACAUUUGACGAUCGAGCAGGUUUAUUUCAAUAAAACAUUAUCCGGCACGCGUAUGAUGAUUGAACGUGCCAUUGGGCUUAUGAAAGCACGUUGGAGAUAUUUUUUGGAUAAGUUACCAAUGAGAAGAACGGAUUUGAUUCCGUACUAUAUCCUAGCUGUAUGUAUACUGCACAAUAUAUGCCUGAAAAAUGAAGAUACCUUUGAAUAUCCGAUUAUUAUACCGGACAAUAUAGAUGGCUCUCCCUUCCCCCUAGAACCACCCAGUGUGGUUUACAGGUCAAUGAUAGCCAAAAAUUAG
Fopius arisanus is the source of this 1116-nucleotide messenger RNA. RefSeq names its product putative nuclease HARBI1. NCBI's taxonomy places the organism in Eukaryota, Metazoa, Arthropoda, Insecta, Hymenoptera, Braconidae. The record is from RefSeq and is a predicted model, not a curated record.